Molecule: messenger RNA, 206 nt
Organism: Urocitellus parryii (Arctic ground squirrel)
Lineage: Eukaryota; Metazoa; Chordata; Mammalia; Rodentia; Sciuridae
Gene: Gng13
Product: G protein subunit gamma 13
Biological process (GO): phospholipase C-activating G protein-coupled receptor signaling pathway; sensory perception of taste
Cellular component (GO): heterotrimeric G-protein complex
Molecular function (GO): G-protein beta-subunit binding
Source: RefSeq, a predicted model, not a curated record
CCAUGGAGGAGUGGGAUGUACCCCAGAUGAAGAAGGAGGUCGAGAGCCUCAAGUACCAGCUGGCCUUCAAGAGGGAGAUGUCCUCCAAGACCAUCCCCGAGCUCCUCAAAUGGAUCGAGGAUGGCAUCCCCAAAGACCCCUUCCUGAACCCAGACCUGAUGAAGAACAACCCCUGGGUGGAGAAGGGCAAGUGUGCCAUCCUGUGA